Molecule: messenger RNA, 664 nt
Organism: Fundulus heteroclitus (mummichog)
Lineage: Eukaryota; Metazoa; Chordata; Actinopteri; Cyprinodontiformes; Fundulidae
Product: protein FAM180A
Exons: 3
Coding region: 130-621 (163 amino acids)
Source: RefSeq, a predicted model, not a curated record
GUGCUGGACGGUUUAAUGUGAGGAAGCUGGUCUGGAAAGGUGGAGACGAAUGCAGCAAGAGCACCCUGAGUCUUUAGGAAAAUAAAAGGCCGACUUUAGCAGCUAAUAUUAGAGAGUAAACCGGUCACCAUGUUUUCGUGGAGAAUGGUGACAGUUGGACUUUUCUACUGCUACGUCAGGACAGACGGCACAAAUUCCCAGACGGAAGCCCUGUUUCCAGCUGGAGUGACCAGAGGAUCUACGACGGCGGUAAAUCCAACGUUUUAUAACACCAUCAGCGACGCCCAUUUGUUAUUUGAGAUCCUGAUGGCUGGCGUGCAUUUUGAGCCCAGCGGCGAGUUUUCAGUUGACGACGCUGAGCUGUCUUCGCUCCAUCAGACAAGAAAUCUGGACAUCAUCUGCGAGGAGGUCCUUCCCAAGAAGCUAGCAGAUGUGUUCAGGCUCAUAUCGAAGCUUUCGAGUCACCGCGGCCCGCUGCACCAGGAGGACUUUGAGCGAAUCGUGAUGACCCUCGUGUACACAACCCAGAAGAUGAUCGGCUCUGAUUCUGUACACCAAAGGGAAAUGUGGGGAGAGUCCUUUGUUGGUUUGUACAAAGCCAUCAAAAGAGACCUGACAUAAGGACAAACUAAGUGGUGAUCUGUAUUAAAGGUUACAUGUUUAA